Molecule: messenger RNA, 1677 nt
Organism: Aspergillus candidus
Lineage: Eukaryota; Fungi; Ascomycota; Eurotiomycetes; Eurotiales; Aspergillaceae
Product: calcium/proton exchanger
Exons: 2
Coding region: 237-1547 (436 amino acids)
Biological process (GO): intracellular calcium ion homeostasis; calcium ion transmembrane transport
Cellular component (GO): fungal-type vacuole membrane
Molecular function (GO): calcium:proton antiporter activity
Source: RefSeq, a predicted model, not a curated record
GAAGCAAACUACUUGUUGUUAAUAUCUUUAUUUGCGCCCCGUCGGAUCCUGCGGUCGAGCUUCUAGUGCCUGUAUACUUCCCCCUGGUGAUCCUGUCGGAUAGUGGCGCCUGGAAACGGAAAAUCAUCCAUCUACUUCACUGGCAGUUGAGCUAACAGGUUGUGGAUAUUCAUACAGCGUUUCCAGUACCUUUGCGCUCGGCGUUUCGCUCGCAUACAUUGGGGCCCAGAAGAACCAUGACUGGCCUUUCUUCGCCGCACAAUGGCUCCCUCGAGCGGGGCGAGAGAGAGUCUCUGAUCAACGAAACCAGUCGACUCAAUGCCAGCCUCGAACGGGAACGUUUCAAGCGGGACAGUCGUUGGGCGCAUUUUCCAGCCAAUGUCAUUCGAUUGACCUGGACGACGUUAGUGCGCGAUUAUGUCAAUGUCCUGCUCGUUUUCGUGCCUCUGGGCAUCAUCGCUGGGGGCCUCCAUUGGGACAGCACUGUCGUGUUCACGUUGAACUUCAUCGCCAUCAUCCCCCUCGCGUCGUUGCUGAGUUUUGCGACCGAGGAGCUGGCGGCGGUCAUGGGACAGGCCAUGGGGGGUCUGAUGAAUGCGACCUUUGGUAAUGCGGUGGAACUGAUUGUGAGCAUCAUCGCGUUAAGGGACAACCAGAUCCGGGUGGUCCAGGCCAGCAUGCUGGGCAGCAUUCUGUCCAAUAUCUUGCUGGUGCUGGGCUGCUGUUUCUUCGUUGGCGGCCUUCGCUACUCCGAGCAAUCCUUCAACAGCACCGUGGCGUCGACCAUGUCGUCUCUGAUGACCGUGGCGUCGGCGUCUCUCAUCAUUCCGGCCACGCUCUACCCCUUCUUGACUGCCUCCAAUGGCCCGGGGCAGGAGAAGAAGACCCGGGAUAACAUCCUCCUUCUCUCACACGGAACCUCCAUCAUCCUGUUGGUCCUUUAUGUCAUGUACCUUUACUUCCAGCUCCGAUCGCACGCGCGACUGUUCGAGGAAGUCAAUUCCGAUGCCGAGCACCAUGGCGGUGACCCGGCCGAGGCCGAGGCCGAGGAGGAAGAACGCAUUUUGAGUCCCUGGGCCGCGAGCAUCGCGUUGGUCGUCGUGACUGUCCUCGUCGCCAUCUGCGCCGACUAUCUGGUCGGGAGCAUCGAUGACAUCGUCUCUCGGACCGGUAUGAGCCGCACCUUCAUCGGGUUGAUUCUCAUCCCGAUUGUCGGAAAUGCGGCGGAGCAUGUGACGGCCGUCGUGGUCGCCUGGAAGGGUAAGAUGGACCUGGCCAUCGGGGUGGCCAUCGGGAGCAGUCUGCAGAUUGCCCUCUUUGUCACGCCGUUCUUGGUCAUUCUGGGGUGGAUCAUUGACCGCGACAUGACGUUGCACUUCCACGUUUUUGAGACCGUCGCCUUCUUUAUCUCUGGUUUGGUAGUUACGUUCCUCAUCCAGGAUGGAAAGUCGAAUUACCUCGAAGGAGGCCUCUGUUUGGGAUUGUAUGUGGACUCGCCCCUCCCUCCUUGUUUGAUGAUCUCAUCCCUUGUGCAACCUGCUGACUGAACCCUCAGGUAUAUGAUCCUGGCCCUCGCGUUCUACGUUUACCCAGACAAUGUCAACGAGGACAACCUGUUCAUCGGUAACUCUUGAGGCAAUAUCGAGUUGGGAGACGCACGUUGCUCUGAAAUCUUUU